AUGGCCAAUAUUGUCUUUGACACCCAGGCCAUUUCCUACGCAGGAUGUGUUGUUCAGCCCCUGCACUACAGGACCCUGCUAGGCAGCAGAGCUUGUGCCACCAUGGCAGCAGCUGCCUGGGGUGCUGGGCUUCUCUAUUCCCUGCUGCACACUGCCAAUACAUUCUCAAUGCCUCUCUGCCAAGGCAAUGCUGUGGAUCAGUUCUUCUGUGAAAUCCCCCACAUCCUCAAGCUCUCCUGCUCACAGUCCUACCUCAAAGAAAUUUUUGUUGUUGUGGUCAGUGCCUCUGUAGCAUCUGGGUGCUUUGCUUUUAUUGUAUUCUCCUACGUGCAGGUCUUCAGGGCCGUGCUGAGGAUGCCCUCUGAUCAGGGACGGCACAAAGCCUUUUCAACGUGCCUCCCUCACCUGGCUGUUGUCUCCCUGUUUAUCAGCACUGCCAUGUUUGCCUACCUGAAGCCGCCCUCCAUUUCCUCCCCAUCCCUGGACCUGCUGGUUGCUGUUCUGUACUCGGUGGUGCCUCCAGCAGUGAACCCCCUCAUUUACAGCUUGAGGAACCAGGAGAUCAAGGAUGCCUUCAGGAAAAUAUUGCAAUAUACAUUGUUUCUCCAUCAAAAUUAUUGUCAUCACUCUCCCAAGACUAUAAUGACUUAG
Messenger RNA from Gallus gallus (chicken), 651 nucleotides. RefSeq names its product olfactory receptor 14C36-like. The coding region runs from base 1 to 651 and encodes 216 amino acids. Gene Ontology annotation, cellular component: membrane. The record is from RefSeq and is a predicted model, not a curated record. The transcript has 2 exons. Gene Ontology annotation, biological process: G protein-coupled receptor signaling pathway. Gene Ontology annotation, molecular function: olfactory receptor activity. NCBI's taxonomy places the organism in Eukaryota, Metazoa, Chordata, Aves, Galliformes, Phasianidae.